AUGCCGAAGAUAAAGUUGGAAGAUAUAGAAGUCAAAUUGGAAACCAUAGAUGUCAAAUUGGGAAAAGAUGACAUUGCGACGAGUUCAUCCAAAGCAACCAUCCCCAAAGUUCUAGAGAAAAGAGCUAGUCCAAUUGUCCGUGGAGAAAUCAAAAGUUCGUCGUCGAAGACGAUUCGUUCUAGAGUCGAUGACGAAGCAAGUGAGAAAGACAUGCCACCUAGUAAGCGGCUCAAAAAAACCAAUCUAGCAAGUCAGAGCAGCGAAGAGGGGGGUGGCCAAAUGGCGGUGUCCGAAGAACAGUUGCUACAAGUCGAAACUAACAAGACCAGAGAAGACCCAGUUAGACAGCCAAAGAAGUCCCGUGGCGAAAGCCCUGGAAACCACACCACAGGAGUUCCAUACAUAGACAUUGACAACGAUGAACAGAAGUUGGCUGCUUAUUUCGGCUACAGCGAUGUAGCACACCUUCGGGCACUAGCUAUGUCAUAUCAUGUCCUAUGGGUGUAUCACAGCUUCAAAUACAUUGCGAGGAAUCUCAGCAAGGAGCCAACCCUACGGCUUUUAGAUGACGAGGAACUGACAUUUCACAACGUGGUGGACCGCAAUAGCAAGUGGCCAGUAUUCGGCAUUUUCAAGGACGCAGACCCAGAAAAUAUUGUACGCCAUCUAGCAUGUAUCCUUGUCAACUUAAAGUGGGACCUAGAGAAAUUGAAGUCAGAUACCGCUCAAAAUAACGGUGAACUGCAGAAGAGACUACACACAUUCAGUGGUUCCAUACUUCUAAGAGAAAAUUCUGGUAAUAUAGUCUCAAUACCAAAUAUCAACUUCGAACCCACCGCCGCCACAGACCCCUCAAAGGCAUUCUGUAAUGUGGACUUUUUGUUGGGGCCCGUACUUCCGCACGAAAACAAGAUCGAAACAUUCAACCGGUUGUGGAAUUUGCUCAGAUACAUUAGAGAUACUUUGCAGUCCAACACAUGGGUGGAAAAGUUUGGACCCGAAGCUAUGCUCGUAAGUAUACCAGUCGAUGCUUCCCACAUACCAGCUUGGCUACGGCCACCGCAUAGGGAGGCAACUGAAAGUUCUACAUUGGUAGUUCCAGGCAAUCGUGAAAACCCUGUAUCAGAAAGCGUAGGGGAUCCUCUUCGGGGAAGUGUGACAGUAUCAGAUGCCAACAUUCGUCCAGGCUUAGGUUUGAUCGCAAGAGAAGUUUUACCACCAUCUAGCAAAGAACGACCAAAGGACAUCUUAGAACAGGGUAAGAAAAUGAGUCUUCGAAACCUAAAACAAGAAAUCGACAAAGCCAAGACGGAGAAACGGCGGUGGAGAAUGCGAGAAUCACUGUUGCGCGAGGUGCUUGAGCGGAGGGAACUGGGAGAAUGA
Messenger RNA from Glarea lozoyensis ATCC 20868, 1383 nucleotides. RefSeq lists its product as uncharacterized. The coding region runs from base 1 to 1383 and encodes 460 amino acids. The transcript has 3 exons. NCBI's taxonomy places the organism in Eukaryota, Fungi, Ascomycota, Leotiomycetes, Helotiales, Helotiaceae. The record is from RefSeq and is a predicted model, not a curated record.